AUGAGCAUCGACAACACUGAUUUGCAAACCAAAAAUAAUCACUAUCACUGUUACCUAUUGCGGAGUCAGGAUCCAAAGCAUCAAAACAAGACAUAUGUCGGAUUCACAGUGAACCCCUGCCGUCGGAUUCGACAGCACAAUGGUAUCCUGAAGCACGGGGGUGCUAGGAAAACCAAGCGAAGUGGUCGUCCUUGGGAAUUUGCGGUAGUGGUUCAUGGGUUUCCCAGUCAGAAAUCUGCGUUGCAAUUCGAGUGGGCAUGGCAGCACUGUGACAAAUCACUCCUUGUCAGAGCUGUUUUGGGAGAUGACGCUGCCAAAACUUUGAAACGGAAACGAGGAUUGAAGGGGCAACUUUGGAUUCUUAAAACGGUUACAACGCUGUGUCCUGAUCUCUUUCGGCAUAAAUCUCUUUCUUUGUUCUUUUUUGACGAGACCACGCGACAAAUGUACAAUAGCAUUGCUGUGGAUCAUGCAUUCACAACGUUUUCGAAAGAUUGGACAAUACAGACUCGAGUUGUACUUUCUCUCCAGGACAUGCCGUUUUGGUCGACUCGAAACAAGGGGGGGGCAAGAAAACAAUCAGCAAAGCCUUCAAGAAGCGAAGAAGUUGGGAAAGAAAAUAGUGAAGAAAAUGUGCAAGACGACACUAGAAAAAAAUCCAACGAAGUCCCCACAGCGAACAGCAAUUACCCCAAGAAGCACCCGACGUGCACGUAUUGUCAUCACCCAAUUCUUCCACCUGAUAUCCCAGUUUGUAAAGAGGACAAGGCUAACACGAUGCACGAUAUUUGCAGAGAACUAUAUUUCGACGAAGCGGAAGAAAGUUCUUUGGAAAACGAUCAACUCACACUGGAUGAAACAAGCAUUCGUCGCGAAUAUUGUAUUCACGGGACUUCGAACGAUAAAUCCUUCGACGAGGGCCAAUGUGAUAGGAAAUCACCACAUUUUUCAAAUCAAAGAAAAGUAGACCCGAAGAGAACAAUAUUAUCCACUCGGCAUAUCUCAUGUUGGGAUGAUACAGACAGUUCAAGUGGUGAUAGCUACCCAAGCUUUCAGGUUGACGAUACCUCAGACUCUGAGUCUUUCGAAUCUCCAAAAUCUAACCUUAUCGACGACGAUGAGAAAAACAUCGCAUUGUCACGAACCAUCGAGUCGCCACUCGUACUAUCAAGCCUUGCUACACUUAGUAUUUCGCCACAAAACGAGUUUCGAAAUGCCAAUGAAGACUUCUUGGCCGCCCACCACAGUAGAAUGAAAACGCAAGACGACCAUUGUAUCGUGUAUAUUGAUAUCGACGCAGAUGAGUCCAUACCCUCUGCAGGAAAACAAAUCAGCUCCUCAACGCCUCAACGCCAGGUAGAGAUUGUGGACUUGUGUUCUCCUUGA
Cylindrotheca closterium is the source of this 1386-nucleotide messenger RNA. Lineage: Eukaryota; Bacillariophyta; Bacillariophyceae; Bacillariales; Bacillariaceae. The record is from the annotation of a GenBank genome assembly.